This is a messenger RNA of Silurus meridionalis, 976 nucleotides long. RefSeq names its product ergosterol biosynthesis 28 homolog (gene erg28). The coding region runs from base 188 to 619 and encodes 143 amino acids. Gene Ontology annotation, molecular function: protein-macromolecule adaptor activity. The record is from RefSeq and is a predicted model, not a curated record. NCBI's taxonomy places the organism in Eukaryota, Metazoa, Chordata, Actinopteri, Siluriformes, Siluridae. Gene Ontology annotation, cellular component: endoplasmic reticulum; membrane. The transcript has 5 exons.
UUUACAGGAGCAUAGAAGACCUUACGCUAUACUUCAUGAAGUGCACUUAUACAGGGUAUUAGAAGGUAUUUGGAGCUCGGUCUGUGUUUGUGAUUCCAGCAGGUUCUCAGUGUCAUGAAGCAGAGUCAGAAGGAAAAGCAGCAGAUUAAGGUGUGUUCUCUUGUGUCUGUGGUGGACUUCAGAAACCAUGAGUCGCUUUUUGAAUGUGUUACGGAGCUGGCUUGUCAUGGUGUCCGUGAUCGCACUGGGCAACACUGUACAGAGCUUCCGUGACCACAGCUUUCUGUCGGAGAAACUUUACACGGGCACGCCAGAUUUUGUAAAUGGCCUACAAGCAAGGACCUUUGGAAUAUGGACAUUGCUGUCAUCGAUCAUUCGCUGUGCCUGUGCCAUGGACAUUCGAAACAGGACGCUUUAUCACGUCACAUUGUGGACAUUUAUUCUGGCUCUAGGACACUUCCUGUCUGAAGCCUUUAUAUACAAAACGGCGCAACUUACAAUUGGAGUUAUGGCUCCUCUUUUCGUGGCAGGUUGUUCUAUUGCGGGCAUGUUAUUUGGGUUCCAGUGUAUUAUAGAGCCAGAGGAAGGAACUGGAGCGAGGCAGAAGAAAAGGAACUGAAUCUGUGCCCCAGUGACUCGUUAUGGCUUAGUAUCACUCACACUCAGGAGAACACUGGAUGGGUUCAUCACUGCUGACUAAGAACAUGUACAGCUUGUUGAACAGAACGAUAUGCAUUCGUAAUUUCACUUGCCACCGUGUGGAAUUGAAAAAGUGCUUGUUUUCUGAUACUUUUGACCAGCAUAUUAUAUUACAGGAGUGAUGGAAAUGUUCAUUCUCAGUUUAUUAAUAUUUAAUUCAUCUAAAAUUGAGUGGGUAUACACACGUCAUGCUCUGUACUCCACGUGUACAGACUCUUACAUUUCUUCUUCUCUUUUGCCAAAUAUGAACAUUAAUAAACACAUUUUUUAUAUGAAA